AUGCUCCUCCGACUGCCGCCUACCCUCCACUACCCCAUCACCGUCACUUCGUUGCUGAAGCGGCCGGGCGACACCGUCAGUAGGGACGAAGCGAUCUUCUGGUAUGUCUACGAGACCACUGUCACCGAGGGCGAUGGCCUCGGCAACAAGGUCCAAGUUAGGCGGAAUUUCCCGACCAAGUUCGAGUCGACGGUGGAUGGGGAGGUUGUGCAGUGGAAGAUAUCCAAGGGCGAUGUCAUUACGGAACCAAUAAAUUUCCUCGAGAUCGAUGAGCCAUGCGCUCACGAGAUUCAGUUCGGAGGAAUGUGUGCGGAGUGUGGGAAGGACAUGACUGAGGCGUCCUAUAAUACGGAUGUUAUGGACUCGAUGCGCGCUCCCAUCCGGAUGGUUCACGACAACACAGCUCUUACAGUCAGUCAGAAUGAGGCUACGCGGGUGGAGGAAGAUGCGAAGCGCCGUCUGCUGGCCUCGAAGAGACUGUCGCUUGUAGUGGAUCUGGAUCAGACUAUUAUCCACGCCACCGUUGAUCCCACCGUUGGAGAGUGGAUGGAGGAUAAAUCGAACCCGAACCAUGAGGCUGUCAAGGAUGUCCGUGCAUUCCAGCUGAUCGAUGACGGCCCGGGGAUGCGUGGCUGCUGGUACUACAUCAAGCUUCGACCAGGUCUGGAGGAGUUUCUUCAAAACAUCGCCGAACUCUACGAAUUACACAUCUACACAAUGGGCACCAGGGCCUACGCACAGAAUAUUGCGAACAUCAUCGAUCCUGAUCGCAGGAUCUUUGGCGACAGGAUCCUCAGUCGUGAUGAAAGUGGAAGUUUGACGGCCAAGAAUUUGCAGCGACUCUUCCCCGUGGACACGAAAAUGGUGGUGAUUAUUGACGACCGUGGAGAUGUUUGGAAGUGGAACCCGAAUCUGAUCAAGGUCCUGCCGUAUGAUUUCUUUGUGGGUAUUGGUGAUAUCAACUCGAGUUUCUUGCCAAAAAAGCAGGAGCUUGCGCCUACAGACAGAGCUGCCGCAAAGGCGGCCAAGGAGCAACUCGAAAUCUCGAUCCGAGAGCGACCGAUACCUCCGGUCAACGGCACCAAAAAGGACGAACCGGGGCAAGAAGUCUCAGCACUGGAACAGCUUGUUACCAUGGGUGGUGGCGAUAAUCCGGCUCUACUGCAGGAGCAGACUACGGAACAAGAAGAAACCAUUAUGCAUCAGGUUGAGGAUCGGCCCCUGCUACAGAAGCAGAAGGAGCUUGAUGCUGAAGAUGACGCCGCAGAGGCGCAGACUUCGGCCGACAGCGAGUCCUCAGAGAGUAUGGAUGAGACACCAGAUAUAACGAAGCCUCGCAAUCACCUACUAGAGGACAAUGAUACGGAGCUCUAUCAUCUACAGGACCGACUCGAGACCGUCCAUAGGAAGUUCUUCGAAGAAUACGAUCGAAGACGUGCGCAAUCCUUGGGAGGAAGAGUGGCGGCUCUGAGGGGCGAGAAAGUUCCUAAGGAUAAAGAUGUUGAUUUGAAGUUGGUUCCGGAUAUCAAAGUCGUGUUGCCAAAUAUCAAGCGCAAAGUUCUUGAAGGUGUUGUUUUAGUGUUUUCAGGAGUGUUGCCUCUGGGAACUGAUACCCAGAACGCCGAUAUUUCACUGUGGACUAAAAGUUUUGGCGCUGUCAUCUCAACCCGUAUCGGAUCAAAGACAACGCAUCUCGUGGCGGGUCGCAAUAGGACCGCUAAAGUCCGUGAGGCUACGAGGUAUCCGAAGAUCAAGAUCGUCACGACACAGUGGCUCUUGGAUUCACUCACGCAGUGGAAACGGCUGGAUGAGGAUCCGUAUCUCCUUCCUGUUCAUCCCGAGGACAGGGAACCCGUUCUGUCUGGAAGUUCUCCUGGAUCGAAGGAGGCAGAGAGCUCCUGGCUCUCUUCUUCCGAGGAGGAUACAGGGGUUUCUCGAACAGAUGAAGAAGAAGGAGAUGAGGAAAUACUUAGUUCAGCCGGGAUGACUGAAUUCUCGCCUGUUGGAUAUGAUGAGAAUGAGCAGGCGGCAGUGCAUGACGAACUCAAAGAGUUCUUGGGCAGCGAUGACGAAAGUGAAAGCGACAGCGAGGCAUCCUUCCUUGCAACGGAACCGACAACGCCUGGGAAGAAGAGGAAGCGGGAGGAUUUAGGGGAAAGUGAGGGUGAAGAACAAGAAGGAGAGGAAGGUGACGAGGAUGAAGCGCACGGCUCGCGACUAUCACAGAAAAUUAAGCGUUCCCACGAGCGUACUACCGGCCUCAAGACAGUUGCCAAUGCCGACACCACGGAUUCCUCUGAGACGCCCGCUGCGGCCGACGAGGACGGCGAAGGCGAUGGUGGGACUGAAGACCAAGAUGCCGGUGGUGAAGGUAACGAAGCGGGCUACUCCAUCGAAGUCAACCCCGAGGAAGAAGAUGAUGAACUUGAACGAGAAAUGCUAGCCGCGUUUGAAGACGGAGACUAUGAUGAGAAGGCGGAGGAAGACGUUGCGGCCGAGAAUGGCUAG
Molecule: messenger RNA, 2508 nt
Organism: Paecilomyces variotii
Lineage: Eukaryota; Fungi; Ascomycota; Eurotiomycetes; Eurotiales; Thermoascaceae
Product: putative RNA polymerase II CTD phosphatase Fcp1
Exons: 4
Coding region: 1-2508 (835 amino acids)
Cellular component (GO): nucleus
Molecular function (GO): RNA polymerase II CTD heptapeptide repeat phosphatase activity
Source: RefSeq, a predicted model, not a curated record